AGGGCGGCCAAUCCGAUGGGCUAUAUCCAUUUUAACGGCUCUAAUUGGGCGAUUUUAAGCCAUUGGCUCAAGCCGAGCCGGUUGAUUGAGUCGGUUCUAAAACCCCAUCGUAUAAACCACAGAAUGAACUUCGAUCUGGCCAUCAGCGCUCUCUAGAUUUUUGUUCGAUUGAUCGAGAUGCGGAGGAUCAACGGAGUCGCCGCCAUUCUCCGGGCAGUCGGAAGCGGUGCCGUCUAUCGUUUUGCACCCGGCAACAAAGUCCAGCAGCACCAUCAAUUUUUCCAGGCAGCGCUUUUCUGCACCAAUGGCAAUAGCUCCUCAUCGUCCAGAUCUCAUUGGCCUCCAUACAAUAGGAUGACUGGACGGCAGUCCGUUCGCGCUGCUGUUGCCGGAACGGUGUUGUUCUCGGCGGCUGCCGCCGCGGUCGUGGAAGAGGCACAGGCGAAAGAACCGGUGCCGUUGGACCUCCGCCCAAAGGAAGUGGUUCUGUUUCAGUAUGAAGCUUGUCCUUUCUGUAACAAGGUCAAAGCUUUCCUGGACUACUACGACAUACGAUAUCAGAUUGUGGAAGUAAACCCCAUCAACAAAAAGGAAAUCAAGUGGUCUGAUUACAAAAAAGUUCCUAUAUUGAUGGUUGACGGCGAGCAGCUGGUUGAUUCAUCAGUCAUCAUUGAUAAGUUGGCCAAAAAGAUUUCCCCUGCCACAUCCACUUAUGUUUCCGAAGAUGAAGAAGAGAGAAAAUGGCGUGGUUGGGUAGACAAUCACUUGGUUCACUUAUUGUCACCUAAUAUAUACCGAAGCACAUCUGAAGCCCUUGAGUCAUUUGAUUACAUCACCAGCAAUGGUAACUUCAGCUUCACCGAAAAAAUAACAGCAAAGUACGCCGGGGCAGCUGCAAUGUAUUUUGUUUCAAAGAAACUCAAGAAAAAAUACAACAUCACUGACGAACGUGCAGCUUUAUAUGAAGCAGCUGAAACAUGGGUGGAUGCUCUCAAUGGUCGAGAUUUUCUAGGCGGAUCCAAGCCCAACUUAGCUGAUCUCGCUGUCUACGGCGUUUUGAGACCUAUCCGCUAUCUCAAGUCUGGUAAAGACAUGGUGGAGCACACGCGCAUAGGUAACUGGUACGCUCGAAUGGAAAAUGCCGUGGGAGAAUCUUCUAGAAUCCAAGCAUAGACAAUUGCUGUUGUCAGCUCAAAUAGAAUUGUCAUUUUUUUUCACAAUAAUCACACAAAAUACUACUUAAGUGUGCUUUCAUCAAUUGUUAUGAUUCUUGGUAGGUAGCUUGCAAUUGCACUAUGAGAUUGUUCACUGGAGUGUUUAUACAUAUUAUUGCACAACUAAUAAUAUAUAUCUAAUGUAACUUUA
Messenger RNA from Andrographis paniculata, 1365 nucleotides. RefSeq lists its product as uncharacterized. Gene Ontology annotation, molecular function: prostaglandin-E synthase activity. The transcript has 6 exons. The coding region runs from base 178 to 1173 and encodes 331 amino acids. Lineage: Eukaryota; Viridiplantae; Streptophyta; Magnoliopsida; Lamiales; Acanthaceae. Gene Ontology annotation, cellular component: mitochondrion. The record is from RefSeq and is a predicted model, not a curated record.